Messenger RNA from Coccidioides posadasii C735 delta SOWgp, 1931 nucleotides. RefSeq lists its product as uncharacterized. Gene Ontology annotation, biological process: cell division. NCBI's taxonomy places the organism in Eukaryota, Fungi, Ascomycota, Eurotiomycetes, Onygenales, Onygenaceae. Gene Ontology annotation, cellular component: plasma membrane. The record is from RefSeq and is a predicted model, not a curated record.
AUAUUAUUCCCCGUCGACCACCAAGUUUCUGGCUCCGCGUCAACAUACAAGUGCCGUCGAAGAAAACCCCGCCCUCAUCUACAACACAGACUGCGAGAGCAUCACUGUGAAAAUGGCUAGGCCAGUCAACGAUCCUCGUCUUUGCUUCAGUAUCGACAAUAUCCGUGCUUUCCACCUCCAGAAUGGAGAACAGUCUGAGCUUACGCCAUCUGGGCCACAGACCCUCUCUCUCCUAAUGGUGCCCACAAGCGCUCCCUGUCCAGAUCCCACGAACGCCCAGUCGACUGUGGAAGACUUCUAUCUUCAUUUACAUCUUCCUCCAGAGCUAGAACUUCCUCUUCCUGCCACUACCCAAAUAUACCACCAGCCGCCGGAUAGCUAUCUCAUUCCACGUUGGGAUUUGGGUCCAGAGGCCGGCGCUUUUACACGGAUUCAGUUUCCCCCAGUUGGUACUGGGCCUGGCAAGGUCAGCCAAGAGGACAUCGACACAUUCGAAACCAUUUUAGCGCAGUGCACUGCAUUCCUCGAGCGGUCGCCUCCCCCAAAUUACCAUACACCUUACAACCCCGCUAGCUACGGCCCAGGCGAAGGUUAUGUUAACAGUGGGAAGGAGAAGCAGAAGCCAAGCCAUGGGCAAAUUGUUCUCGUUGACGAGGAAAACGGGAGUGUCGUUGGGGAGCUCUCCCAAGGAUUUGAUCUGGCGGAAUCGGCCGACGUCAAGCCCGGUUCCAAAGAUCCCGUCCAGAUACAGUUGCCGACGCAAGGCGAAGGCAACCAAAUUAGCGUUAGCAAUGCGCCCCCCGAAUACCUUCGACUUGCAAGCCACCCAGCCUACGCAAAGUCGUCCUUGGUCCAGAACGCGGCGGCCGCUUCCAGGUUACUAGUGACAACGUCGAUGCAUAUUUCAAAUGCUUUCCAGUCCGGCGCUGAGUCGUUUACGAAGAAAACCAAGCCGAACGCCAAGCCUAUGACCUUUACACCGACAACGCAUGCACAUAUUCGAAGAAUCAACACCAUAUCCAGUUCUGCAGCUGCCUUAUCCGCCAAGACCGUGGGACAGAUUGGCAAGUAUGCACAGAAUUUUGGCGCGUCUCUCGCGAAGAAGGGAGAAAGGGACUCCGGGACCAGAGGAUUUGACAAGGACGGAAGGCCGAUUCCCAGCUAUAAGCCUGGCAUUUUGAACAGGUCGCUUAUCGCCUUCAGUACCAUUGGAGACGGAAUUGAACAGAGCGCUCGCAACCUUCUCGAGUCCGGAUCACUCGCGGCUACCACCGUAGUCGGCCACAGGUAUGGCUCCGAAGCGGGAGCCGCGACGUCACAUCUAACUGGAGGUGUUAAGAACGUCGGGUUGGUGUAUAUCGAUGCUGCCGGGGUAUCGCGCCGGGCGAUCCUCAAGUCCGUGGCAAAGGGGAUGGUUGUCGGUCGCAUGCGUGACGGUCAGCAGGUUGUCGUGGGUGGAGGCGACGGCGGCCAGCUUCCCAACGGCUUUGACAAACCGGGACAGACGCCAGGUGGGCCGCCUAUGUCUACUGGCUUUCCUGGGUAUCCACGGGUACCGUCACCCUCUCCUACACCUCCGCCGGCAUAUGGAGCUAGGAGCGGAGUAUCUCUGGGUGGCACAACCAUGCAAGGAUCUAAGAGAUGAUGCCCAUUAUCAUGGUUGUUCUUCAAGAUUUUUCUCCUUUCUUUUUUUCUUUUUUUUCUUUCUUUCUUUUUAUUUCUUCCUUUCAAGCAGUGCUUUUCUUUUGUAAUCUUGUUGGUUUCAUUUGGUUUUCUCUUUUCUUUCUUUUCCUUUUUCUUUUUUCCUUUUCUUUUCUUUUCUUCUUUUCUUUUAUUUCCUUUUUUUUUUUUGGGGGGGGGGGGUAUUUCGGUACAUAAAGUAUGAGAAUACCUACAAAUGACAACAUACCUUAACGAAUGUUUGCAAUAGA